Purpureocillium lilacinum is the source of this 1029-nucleotide messenger RNA. The record is from RefSeq and is a predicted model, not a curated record. Lineage: Eukaryota; Fungi; Ascomycota; Sordariomycetes; Hypocreales; Ophiocordycipitaceae.
AUGGAUCCUACGCCGCCGCCCACUGCAGGUAGCAGUCUGGAUUGGGAUGCUUCCUUUCGCGACGCGCGCAGGAGGACAUCAUCGGCCACUGCGCCCUCCCCUACCCUUGCGCCGCCUCACCAGCAUCACCCCUACCACCAGCCUCAGCAUCGUCACACGCAGAGCCAGAGCCAGAGUCAGCACCGCGAGCAUACGCACAUCGUCCCAAGGAGCGAGAUUGCCCUCCCGAUUAAUCCAGCAGCCCAUCAGAGCGUCCCUACGUCCGAGUCCCAGUAUCUCGGAGCUGGUACCGGGGCGAUCGCCCACCCAGAGCAUCACCCACAGCACCAUCACCACCACCACUCGUCGUCGUUUGAAUACUUUACCGGUAACAAUCAGUACAUGAGCUCUCCUCCCCUGCAGCAACAACCCUUUCCCAUGGGCCAGUACUACCCCGUGAAUACCGAGGCGUCCACGUCUGAAGCAACCUUUGCCUUUGCAUACACCAGCCCCUGUAGUACCGCAAGCGACUCCAUUCUUCCCGCCAGCACCCAGCCGCCAGCUGCGACCCUUUACCAAGACCAUCCUCCUCAGCCUCUUUCUCUGCCGCAAACUCACCAUGACGACAAACUGUCCCUCGAAGACAGCACCUCAGCUUCCGCAGCCGCGACAGCAGCAGCUUCAACAACUACGCGCCGCCGUCGAGAAAAUCGCUAUCGCAACGCGCCGCCAGGUGUUCUCUCCCGUCGGCGUGCCCAGAACAGAGCCUCGCAGCGUGCCUACCGCGAGCGCAAGGAGCAGCGCAUCCGAGACCUUGAGCAGCUCCUGCGUGAGGCCAACAACCGGGAGGAAACCCUGGCCCAGGCAUAUGUCGCCCUGCAGGCCGAGCUCUUCCACAUCCCCGCCAAGCUCCUCCCAAUCUUCCUGUCGAUGCGGCAACAGCACCGUGGCAACGACCACCGCUUCCGCAGCCAAGUCGAGCGCGGGUCAAUCUCCAGGCCGUCAUCCACCGCCGGCUGCGCCGCCGCCUUCUCUCCCGCCAGAUUCUGA